Molecule: messenger RNA, 1915 nt
Organism: Musa acuminata subsp. malaccensis (wild Malaysian banana)
Lineage: Eukaryota; Viridiplantae; Streptophyta; Magnoliopsida; Zingiberales; Musaceae
Product: 3-ketoacyl-CoA synthase 6-like
Biological process (GO): fatty acid biosynthetic process
Cellular component (GO): membrane
Molecular function (GO): acyltransferase activity, transferring groups other than amino-acyl groups
Source: RefSeq, a predicted model, not a curated record
GUGCAAGUCUGCUCACCCUCCACAACUGUCCCAACUUCCACUGGAACUCAGUCUCAACUCUUCUUGGACAAGCCUCCAGCAUGUUAGACUGAGUACCUGAUGAGGUGCGGGCCAAACUUCUUGUUUCUUUCAUCCCAACGAUCGCAAGAGGCAGAAGAAGAGGAGGAGGCCUUCAAGCGGAGAAGAAGAUGCCUGCCGUGCCCUUGCCCGAGUUCCCCAUGUGGGCUAAGUUUGGCUACCGCUUCAUCGUGAAUAACUUCGUGACUUUGUUUCUGGUCGGGUCCAUGACAGCCGUGGGUUGGGAGCUUCUCCAGCUCGGCCCCGACGACAUCAUGGCCUUAUGGCGAUCCCUCCAGGAAAAGCCCAUCGAGACUCUCUCUGCAGUCUUCUUGGUGUCCUUCGUCGCCGCCCUGUACUUCAUGUCCCGUCCCCGGCCAGUGUACCUCGUCGACUAUGCUUGCUUCAAGCCGCCCUCCACAUGCCGCGUCCCGUUCGCCACCUUCAUGGAGCACACGCGGCUCAUCAACUCCGACAAAAAGAGCGUGCAGUUCCAGACGCGGAUUUUGGAGCGCUCCGGUCUCGGUGAGGAGACCUGCCUCCCCCCCGCGAACCACUACAUACCCCCCAACCCCACCAUGGAGGCGUCCCGCGCCGAGGCCCAGCUCGUCAUCUUCUCCGCCAUUGACGACCUGAUGAAGAAGACGGGCCUCAGGCCCAAGGACAUCGAUGUCCUCGUCGUCAACUGCAGCCUAUUCUCCCCGACGCCGUCCCUCUCCGCGAUGAUCAUCAACAAGUACAAGCUGAGGAGCAACGUCCGCAGCUUCAACCUCUCCGGGAUGGGCUGCAGCGCGGGGCUGAUCUCCAUCGACCUGGCGCGGGACCUGCUCCUGGUGCACCCCCGCGCCAACGCGCUCGUUGUCUCCACCGAGAUCAUCACCCCCAACUUCUAUGCCGGCAACCAGCGGUCGAUGCUCCUCCCCAACUGCCUCUUCCGCAUGGGCGCUGCUGCGAUCCUCCUGUCGAACCGCCGACGCGAGGCCGGCCGCGCGAAGUACCGGCUGGCGCACGUGGUCCGCACCCACAAGGGCGCGGACGACCGCGCGUACCGCUGCGUCUACGAGGAGGAGGACGCCGAGGGCCACUCCGGUAUCUCUCUCUCCAAGGACCUCAUGGCUAUCGCCGGGGAGGCGCUCAAGUCCAACAUCACCACCAUGGGGCCGCUGGUGCUCCCCAUGUCGGAGCAGCUCCUCUUCGCCCUCAACCUCGUCGGCCGAAAGCUCAUAAACCCAGAGUGGAAGCCCUACAUCCCCGACUUCAAGCAGGCCUUCGACCACUUCUGCAUCCACGCCGGCGGCCGCGCCGUCAUCGACGAGCUGCAGAAAAGCCUGCAACUGUCGGCGGAGCACGUGGAGGCCUCGCGCAUGACGCUGCACCGCUUCGGCAACACCUCCAGCAGCUCCCUCUGGUACGAGCUCAACUAUAUCGAGUCCAAGGGCCGGAUGCGGCGCGGCAACCGCGUGUGGCAGAUCGGCUUCGGCAGCGGCUUCAAGUGCAACAGCGCCGUCUGGAAGUGCCUGCGCACCAUCAAAGGUCCCGUCGAUGGUCCCUGGACCGACUGCAUCGACCGAUACCCCGUCGACAUCCCUGAGAUCGUAAAACUCUAACCGUGGAUCCAUUCCGCGGUGCUUCUCCAAUUCAUCACCACUACAAACACACACUUUCUUGUACUUCCUCCACCAUCAUCGACAGUAUCCUCCUGUAACACGACGCUUCGUGCAUGUCCAUGUUCUUGCGACAGAGAGAGAGUGUGUGUGUGGGUGAUACAGAGAGAGUGAAGCUGUACUCAUUGUGAUGCAUUAUGUUUGUUGAUUGCGACCGAUUCCAUCAAUAGACGAAUUGCUUUUGUCUGUAAGCA